CGGCUUCAGCGGCGUCUCUCGGCCCGACCGGGCCCCGAAGCCUCGGAGCGCGCGAUGCCACCGAGGGGGCGUCUUUAACUACCCAUUUUUUCUCGGCAGGGAGCUGGGAGGUGUCGCUUACGCUUCCGAAACCGACGGAGAAGCGAGCGGCGAAAACACGUGUCCGUGUCCGUGCACGGAAAAAAACGGACAUUUUCGUGUCACGACCGUGAAUUUUAUUUUAUGCGCGCGAAUUCGUGCUCUCGCCGCUUCUCCGGAAAUUUUGUCGGUUGCGCGUUUACGGUUAAAAGUCGAAUUCAUCGUUGUAGCAAAACGAUGCCGGAUUCGGUGCGAGGGGCACGCGCGGAGCCAGAGACGGGCCUGGGGCGAGAGCAGGGGAGGGAGAAGGACGGAGCGACUCGUUGGGACGGUAAUCCGGCAUUCGCGUGUCGGGGGGGUUGUCGAUCGGUCCGCGUCCUUUCCGGCGGUCACGCCGGUCACGCCGGUCAGGCCGGUCCUCUAAAUAAACGCGAAAGCGUCAGAGGGAAAGUUUCGCGUCGAAAUUUCUCAUAGCCGGGAGUCGAGGUCGUCGCGGCGCCCCGGGGCGUUUUAACGGAACUCCGCCGACUCGUUACGGGACGUCGUCAUCGCCGCGAAGAAUUCGCUCUACGUGCCCCUGCCUUUCGUGUUUCUUCCUCGAUCCUUGACCGGAUCGCGUGUAUCGGUGAAGCUCGAAUCGGCCCGAGAGUCGCCAUAGGCGCUCCGGCGUUCCCUCGAAACGGAUCGUCCGUUGGAAGUUUUCAAACGUCCAGCGGUGGGGAGUCGGAGACUCGGCCGCCAGGUGGCGCGUCGAUCGCGAAACCCCGAGGCCCCGGGGUCCGGUGCUCCGGCGUGAGGGGGAGAGGGACGCGGACGGCCCGGGCGAGUGCGGUGGGGUCGGCGGCGCCAAUGGAAGAGGAACGUGGGAACGGAGGUCCGGCCCGACCGGCUCGUCUCCGCGACGACGGACCGCCAUAGAGGAAACUCGGUCUCGGCAAGGACGAGGAGGAGGUGGCGAGACAAAGGCGACGGGAAUCGCUCGCUAGAGAAGAGAAGCUCCGGACGACGGCGGGCCCCGUCGCGACGCCCUUCCAAUUCCGGAGGGAGUCGUCGCUCGCGGCGCGGGGCCAGGUAGAGAGGGGAGGACCGGUCGUCCGGGUAUAGCUCGGUGACGUCACUCGGCGCGCGAGUCGCGUGACCAGUCGGCGCGCUCGCCCCGACGCGCCCUGACGCGUCCCGACCGCUCCGCCACGGCCAGCCGAGUCGACCGGAGGAUGAACGACCCGGGGACGGCGGUCCCCGACCGCGAGGGCCGCGGGACGGCGUCUCGGCCCCCGCUGUCGUCGUGAUCGCGGCGGGAAGCUGCGAGUGCUAGUGCUAGUGCGAGUGCGAGCGCGAGGGACAUCCGUCGCGCCUGCGGACAGCGGCGCCGUGGACGCCGACGAUGGGGAACCACCCGUCCGCCCACCAGCCGCUCGAGAGGGCCACCAGCCACGGGCGGAAUGGACCGCGACUCUCGAAGCGAGAGAGGUCGCCGGGGAAGAGGAUGGACCGACUCCGGCGAAGCUUUCGCGACAGUUUCCGACGGCGGAAAGAUCCUCACGUCCCCGAGUCAAGCAAGCCUCAUCAAUGGCAGGCCGACGAGAGCGCGGUGCGCUCCGCGACCUGCGCCUUCCACGUUAAGUACCUGGGAUGCGUCGAAGUGUUCGAGUCGAGGGGGAUGCAAGUCUGCGAGGAAGCGCUAAAGGUACUCAGGAAUUCGAGACGAAGACCAGUCCGGGCGGUGCUCCACGUAUCCGGAGACGGUCUUCGCGUCGUCGAGGACGAAACGAAGGGUCUGAUCGUCGACCAGACGAUCGAGAAGGUCUCGUUCUGUGCUCCCGACCGGAACCACGAGAAGGGCUUCAGCUACAUCUGCAGAGACGGAACCACCAGGCGGUGGAUGUGCCACGGGUUUCUGGCCUUGAAGGAGUCGGUGAGUCAGGACCCGAUCCGUCCGGCGCGGGCAGAAGCGCCUCCGAGCCUCCCUUUGUCGGUCUCCUCGAGAGCGCGCCUUCGGUUCCAGGGCGAGAGGCUGAGUCACGCGGUCGGUUGCGCGUUCGCCGCUUGUCUCGAGCGGAAGCAACGAAGGGACAAGGAAUGCGGAGUGACGAUGACCUUCGACUCGAAGACCUCCACCUUCACGCGGAGCGGCAGCUUCCGACAGCCGAGUCUCACCGAACGGCUGCAGGACCCGCGGGAGCGGGCCGUAGACGUGCCGCCCGUCAAGCAGGUGUUCAAUCCCUUCGCCAUCGAGAGGCCCCACGCCACCCCCUCGAUGCUGGAACGCCAAGGCUCCUUCCGGGGGUUCACGCAACUCAACCAGGCUUCUCCGUUCAAGAGGCAGCUCAGUCUGCGGGUCAAUGACCUCCCAAGUAACCUUGAACGUACACGCAGCCACAGCCUCGAACCUACGGAUCUCACGCGCCUGCCACCUACCCUCCCGCACGUCGUGCCCUUGAAACCUCCAGUGAGUCCCAUUCCGGAGAUAUCGCCGAGAGGUCAAGACAGCGUUUCGGCAAUGUGUCAACAGCUUUCCAGAGGCCUUUCGCUUCUGUCGAGUAGCGACGAUUUCGGACCCCCGGCUCCACCGUCUUCCGUGAGCUCGGUGGCCAAGCAGCUGUUCGCCAGUACCAGUCCUCCACAUACUGGUGGUAAUUCACCGGAAGACACGAAGCAGCAAAACGGCAACAGCGCCAACAUCAACAACAACAAUAACGGCGACGCGGACAACAUCAAUCACGUGGGCUCCAGUUGGCAAGAAGCUCCUUCGCCCGUUCCCAGCGCGAAUCACAGGCUGACCCCGGUUCUGAACAGAAGCUGUAAUUUAAGCCCAGUCCUCACGCCCAGAACGGGCAUUACCACGACAGUGGUCAUGAGCACUCCGGUACCUGGCGGCGCCGUGGGAGUUUUUGGUACUCCGCCGAAUCCCAGUCCAGCUUUUAGCACGGCGUCGACGUCGUCUCUGGGUAGCGUUGUCACGUCGGCGGCCAACAGGUCGCCGAUUCCAGUUAACUCGCUAACGCCCAUCGCGACGUCCCCCAAUGCCAGCGUCACUUCCGCUUCGCCCAUUCCAAUCACCGUCGUCAGCACCGUCCAGGUGACCUCGCCGGUCCAGCCGGUGUCCACGCCGCCCAGCCUGCCGAAGCCAGAACAGUGGCUGGGGAGCGUUGCCGGAUCAGUGCCCCCCGCAGUGCCCUUGACGAUGCCGUCGGUGUCGCCCGUACCGCCGGUGUCCCCGGUACCUCCGGUACCUCCGGUACCUCCGAUGCCCCCGGUGCCCCGGAGUCCGCGACGAGCGCCGCCGCUGCACACGAGAGCGCACUCGCUGGGCUCCGCUGCUCUGCCCGCUCCCAACGCUCCCCGGGGCCCUUCCGAUCCCUUCGACGCCGAAUGGGCCGAGAUCGCGGCCAGGAACCUGCGCCAGUCUUCGACGACGAACCCCUUCGUCGUGUCUAACGCCACGCAGGCGUUCCAGGUGCAGUUGUAGCAGAAGUUUGCCGAGGACGUCGCCAAAUACUACCGGAUGAACGCAUAGUGACGGUUGCCGGUUCGGUCGCGCUCCGAGCAUGCGCGCGAUCGGAAGUACUACACCUGAGUGACCCGGGUAAGCGCCGAGCUGAUAAGUAGAUCCCCUAAGCUAAGAUAGGAAGAGGGAUGGACGGACGGUUUGCUGCUACGGUAGCUCGUCGAUCCGCUCCGGAAACACGCAAGAGUUUUGAGUUCGUGGAUCUCUCCGUUUCUGGCCGGUCGUCGACGAACUGCCGUUCGUUCCCUAGACUGGAAACUUCUUGGAGAGUAGUCCUAUCGUGCUGGCUAGUCAUCCGCAGGUUCCUAGAUUCAAUUUGACGACCAGGUAUUAACGUCAGCAGCGUCGAGACUCGGGGCGGUGUCUUUCAGUCGGCCGACGAAUCGCUUCGUUUGCGAGGACUCGGCAAUCCAAGUAAUGCAAUUUCGAACGGACGCGACGAGGCGGCAGCAUUGCUUCUAAAAGAAUAAUAUAUCGUUGUUCGUUCAGCAUACGCACAUUUCUCGCCUCGGGGCGAACGAUCGCAUUCGACCAAACGGCAAAAAGCCGUACAAAGCGAUCGUGGCUUCGAUUUGUCGAGAGUAGUCCGUAAUGUACCUUAGAGAUAACAUUGCUCGGUAUAUUCAACGAGUGUUAUGUGAGACUUGGCGAAUACGAUAGGUUUAACUAAAUGUUUUCGGGAGUAAGUCAAUACCUCAUGAUGUAGUAGAUCAGUUUCCAUAGUUUAGGACUGUCCAGGAAGUGGCAGUUUUUGUGCUUUGCACGAUAUUAUAAUAAUUGUACGCACGAACAAAUUAUUCCGCACUUGAAGAGGAGUUGGAUCAGGGGUGAAUUUACUUGGAUUGUGUGUUCACGUAUUGCACACGGGCCGUCGCGAUAUUUACUUCCACUCAGUAACGGGGUUUAAUAUAUUAGGUUAACCGACGAAUUAAUGGGACGCGAAUCUUUUCUUCCACUUUCGUGGACGUCUCCGCGUCGCUGCUGCGUCUUGACGUACAUUGCCGUAACUGCAUAUUUUUCUUAGAGACGAAAGAAAAUUACAAAGGGAAAGAUCACAAAAAUUAUAAGAGUUCUAACUGGGCCUGUUGGUUAAAGUCGUAUUUAAUUUUUCAACGCGUUUCAAUCAGGUUUCAAUACGGGACUACGUUGUGACAUCAACAAUUGGUUCUGGAAUAUAGCUUGAACCGAAACUAGAUGGCCGCAAUGUCUUUAGCACUUCCGGUGAACGUUUACGGACGAAGACGGACGCAAAGAUUUUGAGGUUCUCGGACUUUGGUUGAUUUUCAACGUCGAAGGACUGUGAUAACACUGAAGGGGUUAGUACUUGAUGCAAAUGCUGGGUUAGAAGUAUCCCUUCGACUUAGAUUAUUAUUGCUCAAAGUUCACAAAGCGUUGCAUUCGAGGUAGAGGAGUGGGGUAGAACGUCGCGAGUACUUAGUGCGCAGGUAGAAAUUAACCUAACUCAGCCUGCAACGGCAAAAGCAUAGAGUAGCUACUUAAUUACGGAUCACUUAGGUGUUGAACGGUUAGCGAAAAAGUACAUUUUAAUAAACUACGUAAGAGGAGAUACACGCACACGAGGAGGUCAAGAUAUCGACGUACCGCCGUGCCAAUAAAGGGAAUUUAAGCAAGCCCGUAAUGAACUACAAGAGGGAUAAUUUCUCGCGGCUGCCAGUCUGUCGAAAUUGCAUUACACCCGUUGAAGCAGGAAAACAUCGAGCGAACCGAUCGGCCGGACCGAAAUUGGCGAGACUGGAUCUCGAUGCGAUCGAGGAGGGAUCGGACGCGAACGCGUCGGUCCAUCCCCGAUGCACGCAAUGUACUUACGUAGCGUAGAAUCGUUCAACGGAACGCGAGCGUAGACAUUCGAAUUCACCGAGCCAGCAGAAACGUAGUAGAUGUAUAUUUGACGAAAGAAUCGGCGACCUUAUUCACUGGUAAAGUUGCGUCGAGACGGAGCGAACGAUCGAUUCGCCACAACGUUACAUCCAUAUUUUAAGAAGGACUGUCUUUACGAUUCGCCUCCUUUCGAUAAAUCAGUGCCGAAGCUCUUUCCACGACUGUCUCGUUAGAGUUCGGUAGGAUUUUCGCCUUCCUAUGUAGUAAUUGGGUUUUCGAGGGCCAAUGUCGGGUUCUCUCGAAAUUGCGGGUCUUGACUCUGAAGUGACAUCGCGGAGAUUCUUCGCUCUUGGCUUGAAGGCUAGAAAGCGAUGAUUACCGCGCGGUCAUUGGCUGCCAGCUGGAGUCUAACCGAGUUAAAGAAACGUAGUUACGAUGAGUUAAGGAUAACGUUUCGUUGCCGCGCGUCCAGAUUAUCGGGUUUUUGACGGCGCGAAUGAUCCAACGAAACCAGCAAAUUCCAUUCCAGCAAAACGAUCGUUUAAAAACUUUUCCUCGGCGAGUGCCGACGUAGCGCGAUAUGUCCUUCUUAAAUCGUGGUCACACCGCAAGCCUUUCGCGCCGAGAGCACGCAAUUUACCCUAGUAUUACAUUCCGCAUAGUAUUUGCAAAAUGGCGGCGUACUUUUGUUCUCUUACUUUCUUUUUUCGUGGAGCUGCCAGCUCGGGUGCCGAGUUUUGCCGGCAUAGGGCAAAGGAAAACCCAUCCUUUUGUAUGUACGUUGCUUACGGACGUUAAGUUUUAAUGGCCGUUGCACCCCGGUAGGGAGAGGAGGAUACGAAGCUUGGUAGACCAACGGGACCACUCCCCGGAUGGGUCGUCAUCGGGGGAGCGACGAGUCGAGGGGUUAGCGCACGGUGUCGCGCGAAUCGCUAAAUUGUCGGUGGUACGAGGGAAGUGCAAGCUAGUACUUAAUGCCGAGUACUUACGAGACCGUUAGUAAUCGAUGUACUUAAGCGUCGCUCGGUUUCUUAACGCGAGAUACUUGAACGGUGAGGAGACGCGUUUCGCAAUUCCACCAAUCCGGGUUCCUUCGCGUUUCUCGUACGACGAACGGCAGAUUGUAAAUACGUCGCGAUCGGUAGAUUUACGUUUACCAUAACUCUCGUUAUUAUUCAUUGUUAUCGUAACAUUAGUUUUUAUUAACAUUGCCAUCCGUUAAUGCGUACGUCACGAGCACGGUACGAGUGUUGAGAAAAACGGAAGAAAUCGAUUCCGAUCCUCCGUCCUAGGCUAGUUGGAGACUUUCCGUUUCGUUUCCCCGUGAGGUCGACUGUCGGUCUUGAAUUUAACCUUUCUUUCGAAUCAGCAAGAUGGUAGAAAGGCGUCUCGUCUCCAUCAUCGCGGCCGGUUCGCCCGAAGGAGCGCGUCUACCGGAAGAGUUCCGUUAGAAAACGAAGUCGGACAUCGUUCGACGUGGCGGACUUUUGAGUUGGAUCGGACACCGUGGAUGCGAAUGCGCCUUCGCCACAUUCAGAAGCCUCGACUCUUGGAUGUGGCGCGACGUGUCCUUAGACUUUGGCGUUCUGUACAUAUAAUCGCCGAUCGAUUCUUCAAUCGUCGUACGAUAUUCAAGCGUGUAUAUUUCGUAAAAUAUUCUUGUUUAUUUUACAAUGUAUCAGCCUCUGUAAAGAUACGGUUUAUUAUAAUAUCUGUUGUGAUUACGAAA
Orussus abietinus is the source of this 7154-nucleotide messenger RNA. RefSeq names its product protein numb (gene numb). The coding region runs from base 1463 to 3547 and encodes 694 amino acids. The transcript has 8 exons. NCBI's taxonomy places the organism in Eukaryota, Metazoa, Arthropoda, Insecta, Hymenoptera, Orussidae. The record is from RefSeq and is a predicted model, not a curated record.